Cryptococcus deneoformans JEC21 is the source of this 2466-nucleotide messenger RNA. RefSeq names its product DNA binding protein Ncp1, putative. Lineage: Eukaryota; Fungi; Basidiomycota; Tremellomycetes; Tremellales; Cryptococcaceae. The transcript is spliced from 5 exons. Bases 552 to 2264 code for a protein of 570 amino acids. The record is from RefSeq and is a predicted model, not a curated record.
GUCGUCAUAUCUCUCCUGCUAUAUAACUCCACUCUGACAUCUUUUCAUCUCUCCCCUCAAUCUCAAAACGCACGGUUCCCCACCCAAACGAUCUUCCACACAUCCCACGUCUACUACAACUCAUCGCGCGUUUCACAUAGCCCAUCACGGCGUCCGAAGCAGUACAGCUAGGCCUCGUCGGCCUUCUCACUAGGCCAGUGAUCAAAGCAGUCUUCCCCUCGGAGCGUGCACUCUCAACUUCGACCCACGAACAGGCCAAGGACAAGUCCGUCCAGGCAGCAGAAACUUCUCCUGUAUCAACCGGCGCUACUUCUGAGCUCUCUGAUACUCAGUGGUCUCCCACGAGUCCCGGGCCACCUGUCUUGCAAUCGACAGCUGUCAUUUCACAAGGCGAUUCAGCGCCUGGCCAUUCCAUUCAAGAGACAGCCGAAGCCUCAUCACCACCGUUGACAUUCCCCGAACCCACCUUGCGAAGAGAUCUUGCUGCAACGAAUCCGGAUCUCGGUGCCGUUUCCACCACUGCCAAAGAAACUCAGAUCUCUGAACAACCAAUGGAUAGACGUUCUAAUAGAGCCCUCGACGCAUCCGCACAACGACCGUCCAGUAUUACCUCCGCUACCCCCCAGCCCGUAAUCCCAGUGACCGAGACUAAUAACAUGGCAAUCGUCCCGGCCAACUCUGAGAAUGAUACUCUACUCGCCAACAGGGCAGCGGGUAUCAACCUCAACGAGAGGCCAGCCAGCCGAACCACUCGCCGCAGCUCCCGUGCCAAUGGAAUUAAACCAGGGGCUGGACAAGGAGUUUGGGACCUCGAAGACGGAGAGACUAACGGAGGUAAGGGAGCGUCUGAUUACGUUGAGGAUGGAGAUAGGACCUCUGUGAACCGUGGUGAGAACGGUACCAACCCUGGGCUGGAAUCUGUUCUGAAUGCGGACCCCAAGGACUUUAGAGACGAGACAUACGGUGAUACUGAAAGACCUGCCAUGAAUUUGCGCCCUUCUAGAUCUUAUGUCAAACCUGUUCCUAUCGUCACGACUUACGAGCCUCAACUCCCCGAUGGCGCAUCUGCCAAGCGAAGGUCGGUUGCAGGAUCUACACGGGCUCCCAGUUACAAACGUGCACCUUCUCGUGCCGCCUCCAUUGACAACGAGGCUGCACAGAAGCCCAUGAGCCCUAGGCGUGAAGCUUCCAAGGCUGGCUCCGUCCAUUCUAACACCUAUGCUGCCGAUAUGGGUCCUAACGGCUAUGAUAAUCAACCUCCUCGUCCUGUUUCCAGGACCGCCUCUGCACGCAACCGCCACUUUGACCAGGCUGGGGCUGCUGGAGUUGGCGCUGCAGCCGGAGGACUUGCUGUUGGUGAAUUUAUCUCUCAGCAGCGUCAGCAAGAGCUUCAAGGAGGCAAUUCGAGGCAUAAUAGUGGAGUCGCCUUGCAGGAUGGCGGACCUGUACCUCGCGCCACGACCUUUGAGGAGCCUUCCGACAAUCAGCAAGGUGCUGCACGAACUUUAUCUCCUCGUCCUCAAUCCUCCUUUGGUCAUCGUCCCCAGCCUCAACUCCUGGCAAUCAAUGAAGGCCAGGGUGAUUAUCAGCCGCAAGAUGGUAGGGAUUCUAGAGCGGGUGUCCUCGGUAGGAAUGGUACAGUCAUGAGUCGAGCCAAUACUCUGGGAAGGAACGGGAAUUUGUCGAGAGGUGCCAAUGGAGGAACAGUUGGAAGCCGAAAAGGUGCUUUCGGUAGGGGUGCGGGCGCUAGCAUCGGCACUCAGCCUGAGGAGGUCCUGGGCAGAGAUGACAUCCAUACUCGUGCGGAACUUUCAGAAAGAAUUCUGGAUGAUGCCACUCUUCAUCGCCUUUCCACCAUGGAGAAGAAGGAUGCUCGUCGUUUGACGAAGAUCAUCAAAAAGGAAGCUAAGACUGAAGCACAAGCCGUUCAAGCCUCUAUCAAGGAGCUCGAGCGCCUUUGCAGCCUUCAGAAGGAGGCCGCUAAUGCUGAACGCAAGUCUCAGCUUCGUCUUACCAAAUGGACUACCAAAGAACACAAAGCUAGGAUGCGAUUCUUAAAGGAGAAAGAGAGGUAUGAAAAGAUUGAAGGCGAGUUGAGGAAUGCCGAGAAUGAUUUCGAGGAGCGAAGGGAUCAUGCGGCCGGGUUGACGGCCCAGGUGGCUGAAAAGACACAAGAUCUUGAUGAUCUGCGAGCUCAGAAAGCUGCGGACGAUCGUGAGCGAGAAGUCAAGAUCUUGGCCCUCAAGAACCCUGCCCAUAGUUAACUGCAGUUCGUAUCAGUUGUCAACCAGUAAGAGUGUAUGGAAGGGAAAGACAAAUCUACAUCUUUAUAUAUCUACAUUUUAAUAAUCCAAAGUAGUUCGCGUAAUCGUUUUUCAUAGUGAAGUUCUCAGCGGUAGGGAGUCAAGAUUGGCGUCGGCGGCAAGUAAUCUGUGUACACGAGCAUGAAGUUUUUGCACCCCUGUU